Dioszegia hungarica is the source of this 3453-nucleotide messenger RNA. RefSeq lists its product as uncharacterized. Lineage: Eukaryota; Fungi; Basidiomycota; Tremellomycetes; Tremellales; Bulleribasidiaceae. Gene Ontology annotation, molecular function: lipid binding. The record is from RefSeq and is a predicted model, not a curated record. The transcript is spliced from 11 exons. The coding region runs from base 1 to 3453 and encodes 1150 amino acids.
AUGUCAGACGGUAUCCGCAAUCUAGCGGGCAUCAACCUCGGCGCCGUCACGUCUUCUUCCCAGAACGACGAGACUCCGGGUCCAGCCAAAGACACCACUGAGUCCCCGCAGUCGACCCAAUUCCCGCCUUUACCGGAAGCACCGCCCUCCAAGGUCUUUGGGUCUGGCUAUAACGAGUACCACCCGGUCCCCACUGUCCAGUCGUACAAGGCCGACCAAAAGGUCAAUGAGCAAGCGGCGGACGAGUAUGCGCGUAUCGUCGCUCAGCGUCAGCGGGAGCAGGAGGAGCGACUGGCGCGUCAUCAGCGUGAUGCGGAGGCGGUGAGCGCGAAGCAGGAGGGCAAGGCAGAGGAUGGGACGGUCAAGGAUCAAGGGAAUGAGGCCAAGAUCAGGCAGAACAACAAGCAGGACUCGAACGCCAAGAAGCCGGCGACGGAGAAGGAGCGGAUGAUGGAUCAGAUGAAUUCCAAUCAACAGAAACCUACGGACCGGUACAACAAGGCUGAGAAGGGGUCUAGGCGGGUCCGGGACCCGACGACCGGCGGAGAAAUCAUUGUCAAGGAUGCGGAUCCCAAGGAUUUCAACGCUUCCGAGCCUAGAGUGCACGGCUCCAAUAUCCUUUACCACCCCUUCCCCCCCGCUCGUCCUCCCUCGGUCGACGCCCUCCUCUCGAAGCUCCGCUUCCUCCAGCUCGGCGUCGCCGGUGGACUCUUUGUCGUCUGGCUCUCGGUCGCCUUCGGCUCGGGCAUCUACAAAUUUGUCUGGCGCAGUAUCAUCUGCUCGACGAUCGGCUUUGCGCUCAUGACCGGUAUUUCGCUCGUCGAGCGGGGGAUGGAGAAGGAGAUUGAGCGGAUCAGGCAGGACAUGGGCAGGCAGAGGGGAGAGUCAUUCUCGCCGCCUUUCCCUGAAUCCGUGGAAUGGUUGAAUGGUCUCGUCAAGCUCGUCUGGGGUCUCGUCGAUCCUGCCAUGUUCAUCCCCAUCGCCGAUAUGGUCGAGGACAUCCUCCAGCAAUCCCUACCUGGCUUCGUCGAUGCCGUACGAAUCACCGAUCUCGGACAAGGCACCAACCCUCUUCGUAUCACUUCUAUCCGUGCCCUCCCUGACCAACCUGGGGAUGAAGGCUAUCCCAAGACGAGCUGGAUCGACCAGGGCAACCAGGAUCUUUCGACGCAGAACGCGGCAAGCAAGGAGGAGAAGGCCGAAGACCAGGCGGGGGACUAUUACAACUUCGAAUGCGGGUUUGCAUAUGCUGCCCUUCCCGGCCAAGGUCAGAAGCUUCGUGAGAAGAACAUUCACCUAUUGCUGGAAUUUUUCUUGGGCGCGUUCGAUUGGUUCCACAUUCCCAUCCCUAUUUGGAUCCAGGUGGAGGAGAUCUACGGCCUUGUCCGGCUUCGCGUCCAGUUCAUUCCCGAAUACCCUUUCGUCCGGAAUCUCCAGUUCGCCCUCGCUGGCGUACCAUCGGUCGAAGUGUCCGCUAUCCCCAUGUCCCGCGCUCUUCCCAAUCUCCUCGACCUCCCCUUCGUCUCGGGCUUCGUCAAGAUGGGAAUUGCAGCGGGCACGGCGGAGCUUUGCGUACCAAAGUCGAUGACCAUCAAUUUGCAGGAAAUGCUUUCCGGAGCUACGGUCGGCGAUACCAGGGCGGUAGGAGUGUUCCUUAUCACCAUCCAUCACUGUGAGAACCUCUCGGCACAAGACAACAACGGCAAGUCGGACCCCUACAUCGUUCUCGCAUACGCCAAGUUCGGGAAGCCUUUGUACUCGACUCGCAUCAUCGCGUCAGAUUUGAAUCCGGUGUUCGAGGAGACGGCUUUCUUGAUGCUCACGAUGGAUGAGAUCAAAGCCAAGGAGGAUUUGAGCGCUAUGCUUUGGGAUAAUGAUCUGCAUUCAGCCGACGAUUUGAUCGGACGAGUUCAAAUCCCGGUCGCCGAAUUGAUGUCAAAGCCCAACCAGAUGAUCCGGCGGACCGACUCCCUGAUGGGCUUCGAGGACAGCAACGAGAUGGAUGGCAAGCUCCACUGGUCCAUCGGAUACUUUGAAAAGGCUCCUCUCCUCAAAAAGCUCGAGCGCGCCCCCACCACGGACGAAGCCAAGGCCGAACCCGCGCCGACCAAGACCGCUCCCGAAAUGGAGAUGCUUCCCAGCGACGCCGCUCCCAACCCCGCCAAGAAGGACCUUCCCCCUCCUCCGCCCAACGUCGAGAAGACCCGUCCCGACCCGCAAUGGCCCUCCGGUGUCCUUUCGGUCAUCGUGCACCAGAUCAACAACCUCGAGCGUCAGAACCUGGCCGGCGCUUCGGGCGAGCGCGAGGGCGAGGCGGGACAGGAUACCGACGAGCCCUCGGAGCAGUCGGACAAUUUGCCAUCGGGUUACGGGGAGAUCAUCGUUAAUGACGAGAUGGUGUACAAGACGCGCGUGAAGCAGUACACGACCAACCCAUACUACGAGGCCGGAACUGAGGUGUUUAUCCGAGACUUUACCAAUACGGUCGUGAGGGUCGUCAUCCGCGACUCACGCCUGCGCGAGGCGGACCCGGUACUCGGUAUCGUCUCUGUCAGGCUGUCCGAGGUGUUUGCAGAGUCGAGCAGCGUCACGCAGGUGUAUGCGAUCACCGAAGGAGUCGGUUUCGGCAAGGCCAACAUCUCCUUCGCCUUCCGCGGCAUCCAGACCACCCUCCCCAAGAACCUCCUCGGCUGGGAUACCGGUACCCUCGAAAUCUCCAACGUCUCUCUCCAGGUCGACAACACCUCCAAGCUCGACGCCAAGGCCGCUCGUAUCCGCGUCGUCACCGCCGAAUCGACCGAGCAGAUCCCCAAAAAGGAGGCUUCCGUCAAUGGCAACACGGUCGACUGGGAGAUGGACCAAUUCCGUAUGCCCGUCUACUCGCGAUACCGCUCUUCGGUCGUAUUCGAGAUUGGCAAGGGCGAUGGCGUACUGUCAACUUUGGGCGUCAAGAAGGUGCCCGAGGCGAUUGCGGUGCUUUGGCUCCAGGAUUUGACGGAUGAUAUUGAGCAAGAGGUGAAGUUGCCGGUAUUGGUCGGCGAAAACCUGGGGACGUUGAGGCAGAAUGCCAUCAAUGACUUUACGGCGGAGCAUCACGAGUUUGAGGUGGUCGGGUGGUUGACGGUGCGGAUGAAGUUGGACUCGGGACUUGAUGAGGACCACGAGGAACUCAACCUGGAGGGAUCACGCCGACACGCGCUCGAAGCGUACGAUCACAUUGAAGGAGAGGCCGAGACGGCGCGUAAGCAGGCGCAUUUCAAGGAUGAUGGUGUGAUUGACAAGGAUGAGCAAAAGGCGAUGGAUAAGGCCAAGAAGAGGCAGUUGGAGAGUCGGGGUAGAGGGAAGAGUCAGAUCAAGGCGUAUAGGCAGGCCAAGUGGAUGGUUAAGGGGGUGACGGAUAGGUUGCCGGGGCAGAAGAAGACGAGGGAGCCUUCCGUCCAGACUGAAGCUUGA